Molecule: messenger RNA, 745 nt
Organism: Branchiostoma floridae (Florida lancelet)
Lineage: Eukaryota; Metazoa; Chordata; Leptocardii; Amphioxiformes; Branchiostomatidae
Product: probable glutamate receptor
Exons: 5
Coding region: 224-745 (173 amino acids)
Biological process (GO): modulation of chemical synaptic transmission; synaptic transmission, glutamatergic
Cellular component (GO): plasma membrane; AMPA glutamate receptor complex; postsynaptic membrane
Molecular function (GO): AMPA glutamate receptor activity; transmitter-gated monoatomic ion channel activity involved in regulation of postsynaptic membrane potential
Source: RefSeq, a predicted model, not a curated record
GUGCCAGGUUGGUUCGUGGGACGAGCCGGGGGGUCUGACCUUCCUCCCGGGCGCGGAGGUCCGGUUGGCCGGCGGAGAGACCGAGGUGGCCCCGUUCGUCUCGGACCUGAGCAGCAGACACCUGCAGGUGGUGACCAUCGCCGCGCCAGGCUUCGUGGAGGUCUCGGAUGUCGAUCAAGAAGGCAACGUCCUGACGGGGAACGACAGAUUCCAAGGCUUCUGUAUGGACCUGCUGGCCUGGCUGUCGUCAGAGCUCGGCUUCACGUACUCGCUGUACGCCGUGUCAGACGGGGAGUACGGGCGGUACAGGGAGGAGACCGGCAACUGGACCGGCAUGGUGGGAGACGUGGUCUCCGGGACGGCGGACAUCGCCGUGGCCAUCGUGUCCAUCACGUCCCGACGCCAGGCCGUGGGGGACUUCACGCUGCCCUUCUACGCCAACGGCGUCACGCUGGCCAUGCGCAAGUCUCAAACUAGCAAGUCGAACUGGGGUUUCGUGAAGCCGUUCGAGGGUCGGCUGUGGGCCACCAUCCUGAUGACGGCCGUGGCAGUCGCCAUCUUCCAGGGCGUCGCCAACUUCGUCACCAGGAAAAGAGACCCUGAGACUGAGGAGUAUGUGCACCGCGGGAGGGAGAUCCUAGGGACGAACGCGGGGUUCGGAGAGUACAUGUGGCAGUCUUGGGUGCUGCUGGUACAGCUCAGUCCGGACUUCCUACCCAGGUCUCUGUCUGGUAGGUUACACUAA